Molecule: messenger RNA, 2708 nt
Organism: Pteropus alecto (black flying fox)
Lineage: Eukaryota; Metazoa; Chordata; Mammalia; Chiroptera; Pteropodidae
Gene: RUFY1
Product: RUN and FYVE domain containing 1
Exons: 18
Coding region: 137-2203 (688 amino acids)
Biological process (GO): regulation of endocytosis; protein transport
Cellular component (GO): cytoplasm
Molecular function (GO): metal ion binding
Source: RefSeq, a predicted model, not a curated record
CGGGCGUCCCGCUGCAGAGAAACGCGGGAGAAUAACUUCCUGGGAACAAGUCCACCCGCUGGUGGGCACCGGGCGCUUCCCGGGUGAGGACUGGUGUCAUCCCAAACCUACUUAGAGUGGAAGGAAGGAAAGGAGGAUGGAGAAGGAGGACUUGGCGAACAGGAAGCGGGGCAACGAGGGCGCGGGAGCUCACGCCCGUCCGCCGCGGACACGUGACGCGGCCAAGAUGGCCGAUGGGGGAGACGGUUCCCCGGCCGGGCGGGAGCCAGGGCCGGGGCCGGGGCCGGAACCGGAGCCGGGAGAAGAGUUCGAGAUCGUGGACCGGAGCCAGGUGCCGGGCCCGGGCGAGCUGCGGAGCGCCGGGAGGAGGCGGGCGGCGGCAGAGGGCUGGUCGGGACCCAUCCUGACUCUGGCGCGCAGAGCUACCGGCAACCUGUCGGCGAGUUGCGGGAGCGCGCUGCGCGCGGCCGCGGGGCUGGGCGGUGCAGACGGCGGCGCGGAUGGCGCGGCGCACGCAGCUUCCAAGUGCCAGAUGAUGGAGGAGCGGGCCAAUUUGAUGCACAUGAUGAAACUCAGCAUUAAGGUCUUGCUCCAGUCCGCCCUGAGCCUGGGCCGCAGCCUAGAUGCUGAGCAUGCCCCCUUGCAGCAAUUCUUUGUGGUGAUGGAGCACUGCCUCAAACAUGGGCUGAAAGUUAAGAAGAGUUUUAUUGGCCAAAAUAAAUCUUUCUUUGGUCCUUUGGAACUGGUGGAGAAACUUUGCCCAGAAGCAUCAGAUAUCGCCACUAGCGUCAGAAAUCUGCCAGAAUUAAAGACAGCUGUGGGAAGGGGCAGAGCUUGGCUUUACCUCGCACUCAUGCAAAAGAAACUGGCAGAUUAUCUGAAAGUGCUGAUUGACAAUAAACAUCUCUUAAGUGAGUUCUAUGAACCCGAGGCACUGAUGAUGGAGGAAGAGGGGAUGGUGAUCGUUGGUCUGCUGGUGGGACUCAAUGUUCUAGAUGCCAACCUCUGCUUAAAAGGGGAAGACUUGGAUUCGCAGGUUGGAGUGAUCGAUUUUUCCCUCUACCUUAAGGAUGUGCAAGACCUGGAAGGAGGCAAAGAGCACGAAAGAAUUACUGAUGUCCUUGAUCAAAAAAAUUAUGUGGAAGAACUUAACCGGCACUUAAGCUGCACAGUUGGGGAUCUUCAAACCAAGAUAGACAGCUUGGAAAAGACUAAUUCAAAGCUUCAAGAAGAGCUUUCAGCUGCAACAGACCGGAUUUGUUCACUUCAAGAAGAACAGCAACAAUUAAGAGAACAAAAUGAAUUAAUUCGUGAAAGAAGUGAAAAGAGUGUAGAAAUAACAAAGCAGGAUACAAAAGUUGAGCUGGAGACUUACAAGCAAACUCGGCAAGGUCUGGAUGAGAUGUACAGCGACGUGUGGAAGCAGCUGAAGGAGGAGAAGAAAGUCCGCUUGGAACUAGAAAAAGAACUGGAGUUACAAAUCGGAAUGAAAACCGAAAUGGAAAUUGCGAUGAAGUUACUGGAAAAGGACACCCACGAGAAGCAGGACACUCUGGUUGCGCUCCGCCAGCAGCUGGAAGAAGUCAAAGCGAUUAAUCUGCAAAUGUUCCACAAAGUUCAGGAUGCAGAGAGCAGUUUACAGCAAAAGAAUGAAACCAUCACAUCUCUUGAAGAAAAAAUCAAUCAGGUUAUGUCCAGCAUGAAACAAAUGGAACAAAGGGUGCAGCACUCAGAGAGGGCGAGGCAGGGCGCUGAGGCACGGAGCCACGAGCUGCAGCGGGAGCUGGGCGGCAGGAGCCAUGAGCUUCAGCGGGAGCUGUCCCAGGCACAUGGGCACUGCUCAAGCCUAGAGAAAGAGCUGAAAUCUGAGAAAGAGCAAAGACAGGCCCUGCAGCGAGAACUGCAGCAUGAGAAAGACACCUCGUCCCUCCUCCGAACAGAGCUGCAGCAAGUGGAAGGAUUAAAAAAGGAGCUACGGGAGCUCCAGGACGAGAAGGCAGAGUUACAGAAGGUUUGUGACGAGCAGGAGCAAGCCCUCCAGGAAAUGGGACUGCAUCUCAGCCAGUCAAAGCUGAAGAUGGAAGACAUCAAGGAAGUCAAUAAGGCACUGAAGGGCCAUACUUGGCUGAAAGAUGAAGAAGCAACACAAUCACCACUGCAGAAACUGUGGCCACAUCUUCUGCAACACAUGUUCCAGCAAUGAGCUGGCUCUACCCUCCUACCCCAAGCCCGUGCGUGUUUGCGACAGUUGCCACACCCUGCUCCUGCAGCGCUGCUCCUCCACUGGCUCCUAGGGCCUUGGGACAGUGCCAGACUCUUCGGGGCUCAGGAUACUUGUUUCCCAAGAGAAUCAAAGGGAACAGUAAGGUCCUUGGCCUGCUGCUGGCACUCUGAAACACUGCAGGCCACCGGAGGUGUGCACCUUUCUUUCAGAGUCCUAAGGAAUCAGCUGGAGUGAUACGGCCUUCUCACUUGGCUACAUUACUGGUUUAGUGUCAAGUGUAACUUCGUGGUUUUGCUACCAUCAUUUUUCACUUUUCAAAGAAUUAACCUAUUGGGCAGCAGUCGUACUGGUGUAGUGAGUAAUCCAAUCCUCUCUGCCACUGCCCAGUGUGCCUUCCCUGCUCCAGAGUCAAGAUGUGCCAUUUCACACCCUCAUCAAGAUCUAUCAUUGGUCCUGCAAUAAAGUCAUUUUUCACUCUGGUGCA